AUGGAAUUCUUCGCACGUCUGGGCAACUUCGUGCUUGGUGAACCCGAGGAGGAGACGGAGGAAGAGCAACAAUUGCGUCGUCGCAACCGCGCCAAGCGCCAGCUGCAGGCCAAGAGCCAACGCGGCAUCAUCCUCGAAGAUCUGGAGAGCGCCGUGAAAGGGCUACAGCUCUUCAUGGACGCCAAGAAAGGCACUAGCAACAAUAAUUGUCGAAGUAGCUCUAUGGACGAUGGGUCAGAUACAACGUCAAUGUCCAAUGACGACAAUGACAGUCCGAAGGCAGCGAUGAUGGAGAGCACGGACGAUGCUCGGGAACUGCUCCUAAACGACGAGCAAGCGGUAGUCAACUUGCUGUGUACGCAGUUGGAUCGCUGUAUUUCCCAUGGUCUGCGUCUGCUAGAGGCAGACGAAUCAAGUACCGGAGCCACCGUCAAGUUCUUUGGCGUUGUCAAGUGGACAUGCACUCGGAUGGAAGCCAUUCGUCAAAAGCAAAUGGUGGAAGCCAUGCACCGCGCCGCAGCGGCUCCAAAAGGACCAACGUCCUCUACAAACAGCAAAGUGUGCGAGGUCGUGACUUCCAGUGUCGAAGCAGACCUCCCUCGCCACGUUCGCGGUCUGGUGGGUGCUGUCCGUUCCGCUAUUGGCCUCACUAACGUGCACACUGACGAAGGCAAAGCACGAGCUUUCAUCCGCCAAGCACUCAACACGCACGUGUUGCAAUCUAGUCUGAGUAUGGUGCUAUCGGAGACCAAUCUCGACUUGUUAGCAUCAUAUUACACCGAGUUCGCUCUCUUUCGUCAACGUGACGAGGUCAAGAUGUUCCUCAAUCUCCUGUCUGGACUGGACAAUCUCCCAUUUGCAUUCUUAAUUGACGACCCACGACUGGAUCUGGCUCCGGAAACCUUGCCAUUCUCGCGUCCUUUGCCUCGUCCGAAGGCGCGAAAGAGCAAGAAGCAAGCACCUAAGCUCAUUGAUCCCGAGGAUAUGGUGAGUGGACGCGUGCGUCUCUGCCAAGCCGACGAUGAGACCGACAUGUUGGCUGAGAAACUCGUUUCCCACCAUGAACUUCGACUGGCGUUUAACUCCCGCAAAGGUGGCAAUCCCUUGUCCGAGACAUUGAGGCAAGCAGCUCAGUCCCAGAAGAUGGAGGAUGCAGCAACUGCGGUUCUUCGUUUCUUGGAGCUGGGGUAUCCAGAGUACGACGUGUUCGGCAGCGACUUGCUCGAUGUAUUGUGCAAUCCGUUCUUGAGCGGUAUGGCUCGCUUCGAGACUGCUCUGGGUCUUCCUGAUGUCGCUGAAGCUUGUUUCUGUUAUUUGUACGAGCACGUGGACUCUCCUGGUCUCUUUCAAGCACAUUUGCAGGCCAGCCACGUCAUGGAACUGCGUGACACGAUUGAAGAACUUGGCGGUUUUCAUCGGAAGAUGGCAGUGGAUCCUCAUGAAGUUGUGGCGAUUUUGCUUCAGUAUCUGUGGGAACUGCCUGAUCCUCUUCUCACGGAAGAGCGAUUGGACAGAUUCUUGGUUUGUGCUGGUCGGCCAGGCAGCGGAAUGUCGGAAGAGGAGUGCAAGGCGGUUCUUGUGGUUCUAGUCAACGAUCUGCCGUGGUACUGCAAACCUCUGCUUGAACGCUUGUGUCACUGGGUAUCGGUGGCGCUGCAACCGCGCCAUGCUGAGAAGAAUGGACUUACGGUGUAUGCGAUAGCUAACUGUUUGGCUCCACUGCUGCUUCGAGGAAGACACAGCGAGCGCUUCCACGAUUUCGAGGACUCAAGCUACCGCAAAUAUCCUGUUGGAUAUCAGCAUCGGACUUCUGUCCGCUCUCGCUUGAUGCCGGACGAAGAAGACUACUUGUCGACCUUCCCAGGUAAUAGCUUGGGUCUCCCGUCUGAUGCUCGAGAAGUUCGCCACAAAACACGUGAUGCCGAAGAAGCUGUCCAAGUGAUUGCCAUGUUGUUCAGGGAGCAAGAAGCUGUACUGCGUGACUUCCGAGCUGAGCUCUGCUCACGUCGCUCCCAGUUACGUGACAAGGUGCGACGUCUGGAAACUCUCCGUUUCGGUAUGGAGGAUCCAUUGGACAUGACAAACGAGAGCCAUGUCGCUCUACUCAAGCGGCUAUGGGACGCCCUGCUAGUACCGGAGAACGAAGAAAGCGACUCAGUAUUGUCAGCUUCUAGCAACAGUGAGAGUGAAGUCGGUGGUGUUGACGUCGCUGCGAUGCUGGCUUCACCUCGCUGGAAAUGCAGUGGAUUCCACACGGAUAAUCCGCUCGGUGGUUUCCGUGGCGGAGGUGUAUUAGCACUUGAGUGCCUUGUUUACUUUUUGGAGGAAUAUCCAGAGAAAGCGCGUGCGAUGAUGGAGCGUAAUGCCGUAGCUGGUGGCAACCGCUAUCCGUUCCCAGUUGCGAGUAUCAAUGUGAUGCGGAUGAUGAUGCACUUGUUGAUGCUUGACGAGGCUCCUGAUGUGUGCACCAAGCUCGUCCUGCAUUCUGUGGAGACCAACGAUGAUACUUCCCCGGCAGUGGUGAUGAAGCUACGAGUAGCCGAGCGUGUGAGCCGUACGCCAUUCUGGCGUGUGUUUGAUGACCAAAAGGCUUUCUUCAAGCUACAUGCCAUGGCGUUCAUGCUGCUGGACUUGCACUGGGUGCACUCUGGAGCGACGCAGAUGGGAUUCCAGCCUGUGCUGGAUGCCACGCGACGCCAAAUGGGUUGGCUACUAGAACAAGCUCCGAUCUCAGUCGAAGAGAUGUGGACGACGUGGAUGAAAGUGCGAGAGCUAGACGCGACCAAAUUCACUGGACCCACAAAUUUUGACUCGAGUGCGAUGACUUCACCAACCUCCUCGGCGUCGUCUGCACUGGAAAACGAGCGCGUAGCUCAACAAAUGACUCGCAACUUGUCGACAAAAGUCGAGGACGAUGCAGAGCAACCACAAGAGGGCACUUCAGCCACACCCGCUGCUGGAUAG
Molecule: messenger RNA, 2964 nt
Organism: Phytophthora nicotianae INRA-310
Lineage: Eukaryota; Oomycota; Peronosporomycetes; Peronosporales; Peronosporaceae
Exons: 1
Coding region: 1-2964 (987 amino acids)
Biological process (GO): signal transduction
Source: RefSeq, a predicted model, not a curated record